GGAGCGGACGGACUUAAGGAGUUCCACUCUCAGCUCCUCAAUGCUCCCCGUCACACACUCAGCACUCGCUCUACUGCUUCCUCCCCGGCAUUAGUAUAGACCGUGUACGUCUGGAUUGCUAUUGCUGUUGUGAUUUUGGUCCCCUCAGCGGCCCAUGUAAGGCUGCAGCAUCACCUACGUCCAGGUACAAUCAUCGCUGACUGGCUCUAACUACUGUUCAGAUGCUGGGAGACAAGGCUCACGGUGUGACUCUGAAGGUUAUGGAAUACACAUAUGAUGAUGACCUGGAAGAGCUGUGCCCUGUGUGCGGAGACAAGGUGUCUGGAUACCACUACGGUCUACUCACCUGUGAGAGCUGCAAGGGCUUCUUCAAGAGGACCGUGCAGAACAACAAGCGCUACACGUGUGCGGAGAACCAAGAGUGUAAAAUAGACAAAACCCAGAGGAAGCGGUGUCCGUUCUGCCGCUUUCAGAAAUGCCUCAACGUCGGGAUGCGGCUAGAAGCGGUGCGAGCGGACCGCAUGCGUGGGGGAAGGAACAAAUUUGGGCCCAUGUACAAGAGAGACAGGGCCUUGAAACAGCAGAAAAAAGCCCUGAUACGAUCCAACGGCUUCAAGAUGGAGAGCGCGGCUCCUCCGUCGGCCUCUCCGCUGCAGACUGACUAUGGCUUCACCAACACCCUGCACACCCUCCCCACCAUUUCUAAAGGUCUGCUGCCCUCCACCCCGAGCUCCAUCACCCCCACAGACUACGAGGCCAGUCUCUAUGGACCCCCAUCCCUGAGUGUUGCCAUGCAGUCCCAUGUGCCUCUCACUGCUCAAUACCAGUACACCACCUUCCCUGGAAGAGCAAUCAAAGCUGAGUGUCCUGACUACACCAGCUCCCCCGAGUCUCUGACAGGAUACCCCUACCCCGAUAUGUACCCCUCAACAUCACCACAGCUGCCCAGCCUGCCUCCACUGGUGCUGGAGUUGUUGCAGUGCGAUCCGGAUGAGCUGGUUGUGCAGAAUAAGAUCCUCACUCACCUGCAGCAGGAGCAGGGCGGCCGGGGCCGGCUGGAAAAGCCCAGCACGUUCAGUCUCAUGUGUCGCAUGGCAGACCAGACACUUUUCUCCAUCGUGGAGUGGGCUCGGAGCUGCAUCUUCUUCAAGGAGCUCAGGGUGGGAGAUCAAAUGAAACUGCUCCAUAACUGCUGGUCUGAGCUUCUGGUGCUGGAUCACAUUUUCAGACAAGUGCAACAUGGAAAGGAAGAGAGCAUCCUGCUGGUGACGGGCCAGGAGGUCGAGCUGUCGUCAAUCUUGUCCCAAGCUGAGGCAACUCUGUCCAGCCUCGUCCAGAGAGGUCAAGAGCUGGCAACGAGGCUGCGAGUGCUGCAGGUCGACCGCAGAGAGAUCGCCUGCAUGAAAUUCCUGCUACUGUUCAACCCCAAUGUGAAACUGUUGGAGAAUCAGGCCUUUGUGGAGGGCGUGCAGGAGCAAGUGAACGGGGCCCUGUUGGAGUACACCAUGUCCACCUACCCACAGUUCCAGGAGAAGUUCAGUCAGCUCAUGGUGCGGCUGCCUGAGCUGCGCACCCUCAGCACACAGGCUGAGGACUACUUGUGCUACAUGCAUCUGAGCGGUGAGGUGCCCUGCAACAACCUGCUCAUCGAGAUGCUGCACGCCAAGCGAGCCUGCGUGUGAGGCUCGGACGUCCAGUGACACGAGCCGUGUGUGUGUGUGUGUGUGUGUGUGUGUGUGUGUGUGUGUGUGUGUGUGUGUGUGUGUGUGUGUGAGCGAAACGAAUGGGUGAAGUGAAGAAAAAGUCAAAUGAAAAUACAAAUGGUUCGUACUGGGGCAUUUAUGUAAGCACUUGAGAUGUGGAGGAGAAAGUAUUUUUGAUUUGGAGCGAUGAAGCUCAAUCUGUAUUAACCUGCCAAGUGAUAUUAAUGUGACAUUUUUAAAUGGAUAUUCCCCAGAUUCAAGAAAACUGAGCUAUACUGAGCUCGUAGUGUUACAUUCAUUCCUCCUUAUAUUCCACAGAGCUGCCCAGCAAACAGUUAGACUCAGAUAAAGGGGCUUUGGCUGCACCCAUGUCAAACAGCUCUUCAUCAGCUGCUGCCUGCAUCCUAUUGGAACAUUUACACCUGAAUAUGUUUCUGACAUUUUAAUGCCAUUUUAAUGACAACUGUGUUUCACCACUGGGUGCUGUCAGCUGAGAACCAGCACUUGCUGCGUGAGCUAAUGUGCACUUUUAAACUUUGUAGCCUCUUUUCAGCAAUGAAAUUUCAGCAUAAAAAAUUGGGCUCUAAUAUUAGAUGCAACUUUACGAUUCCAAGACCAGCAGCACUGUUCCUGGACUAUUACUAUUAAUCAUUUGUAGAUUAAGACACAUUUCAGGGUCUAAUCUGACUGGACUAGCACUACUUGGAUCUCUGCACUUGUUCUUUUAGUCAGCAACCUUGUUAAAAAUUAAGAAAUCUCUAAUUUUAGUAUAGUUUUCUUUGGAUCUAUUUAGAUGUAAUAUAUUAAUAUAACAAAGCCAGACAUGUUAAGUAAAAAGCAUUCAGUCAUGCAGCAACUGAAUUCUACUAGUAGUCAUUUUAUUCUUAGGAAAAUAAAAUAAAAUGAAAAAGAGAGUAAAGGAGAUUUUAAACAGCAAACAAAGACAGAACACACUGUACAAAGUCUUGCUUUGUGCCUGAAAGCAGAAAGCAGCAGGGAGAAGAAGAACAAAGACACGACGAUGUGAGGGAGGGCUGAACGACGACGCUGGCAUUUUGUCUGGUUUAAGUAAAUGCCAAAUGAAAGAGGAAGCAUCUGUUUGCCCUUCGCUUCUCAGACAGACGCCGGCAGAAACAACACAAGGGAAAGGAUGUGAAAAACUAAUUAUGGGUCAGUAUUAAUAUAAAACCAUGAAGUUACUGUAUCAUCAGUAACUUCAUCAAAGUUCUCUUCUGGGCUGUGGAGGCUUCUUUGUUUUGCACUGAUGCUGCUGCAGAAAUGUUUUUAUUACAUAAAAUGUUUGCAAAUGUUACUGUUUUUCAAUUAAUAAAGAAGCAUCACACAAAUCUCACAAAAAGACCAAACUCAACUGGGUUCAUUUAAUUAUGUUUUUGGCUGAAGACAUAUGCAGAACAGAAAUCCACUGACACAGAGCGGCUCAGUGCUGCUGUCAGUAACAGCUUGGCAGCUAAGCGAAUGUGUCGCUUUUUCCAGUUCCAUAUUUAGGAUUCUCUCCUACUUUUUACUACUACUACUACUGUAGUAGUACUACUUUUCUGGGAUGCUGUUGAUCCUGUCCAGCUUCAUUUAGAUAUGUUUCUUUAUCAUUAUUGGUUAUCGGCCGCAUGUGGUGGAGCAGGACAUUCACAAAGACGUGCCUGUUAUGACUCACUACAGUGGGAAACAACUGUUGAUGUCUCACCUUAUGGGCUUUGACUGCUUAGUUACUUCUUACAAAACGCUGUCAAUGAGCAAAUAAGCAUUUGAGUCACAGGAGUUGGGAUUCACUGGACUUCAUGAGAAACACAACUACUAUGUUAUGUGAUGUCACCUGAAACAAAGUAGAAAGAGUUAAUCUCUUUUGUUUUAAGGUGCUAAAAAUGAGUUUAUACUGAUGACAGUGUAAUUAAAAUUGAAUGUCAACAGAACAACGAUCCACUUAAAGCAUCGUCCAAGUUGUGCAGUUCAACCUUAACUUCAUCUUUAACUUCACUCUGGAAACCCUCUUUCCAAGGCGUGAGAGGCAUCACAACAGCUGCCCUAAGUUAAUGACUGCCUGCAUGCAUGCACGCGUGCACACACGCACGCAUGCAUGCACACUGGUUUUCCAGCUGAGACAGCUGGGUGUCAACACUGUGUACAGUAUAGUUAUGUUGUGAAGUGAAUCUCCUGCAGUAUGAAGAAACAUUACAACCCAAACCUUCUCCGCUUUAUGUUCAGGUCCAACGGCUACUAUGUGGAAUCAGUUCCCUCGAUGUUGCCUUUGUUUUCGCUCCUAGUUGACUUUUCUGCUCCUGUGAGUUGACAGUCUGUCUUUUCCUAAACUGUGCUAUUCUCCCAAAAGUUUGAGAAAGUGACCAAAACAAUAUGUUUUCUUUAAAUGUAUUUUGUUGUAAUAUCAUCAAACCAAUAAAAUUCAGUGAAACCAAA
Molecule: messenger RNA, 4133 nt
Organism: Betta splendens (Siamese fighting fish)
Lineage: Eukaryota; Metazoa; Chordata; Actinopteri; Anabantiformes; Osphronemidae
Product: steroidogenic factor 1-like
Exons: 7
Coding region: 222-1682 (486 amino acids)
Biological process (GO): hormone-mediated signaling pathway; tissue development; regulation of transcription by RNA polymerase II
Cellular component (GO): RNA polymerase II transcription regulator complex
Molecular function (GO): zinc ion binding; nuclear receptor activity; RNA polymerase II cis-regulatory region sequence-specific DNA binding
Source: RefSeq, a predicted model, not a curated record